Messenger RNA from Cyclocybe aegerita, 1431 nucleotides. The record is from the annotation of a GenBank genome assembly. Lineage: Eukaryota; Fungi; Basidiomycota; Agaricomycetes; Agaricales; Hemipholiotaceae.
AUGUGGACGUCUUUCCUCCCGCUUGCGCUUCUGGCGCCGUUCGCCGAUGCUCUCCUGCGUUUCCCCUGCUCUCAGCUCGUCACUCAGCGUUUCGACCCACUGGUGACGCCCGGCCAGGUUUCUCCUCAUAUUCACCAGAUCAUUGGAGGGAUCAUGGCUAAUCCACACCUACGUUCGGCCACGAUAGAAUGCGUAGGAGCUUUCUACUUUAUUGCAAGAAGCCAGUUAUUCACGCUGUGGCAUAGGUUCAACCUGAGCAUGGACCCCAGUCUUGAUCUCUCGAGUCUCGCGACGUGCACCACCUGCCGAUUCAAAGAGGACAAUUCCAACUAUUGGACCGCCGUGAUGUUCUUCAAGCAUCCCAACGGAAGCUACAUUCGCGUCCCACAAAUUGCUAAUGCCGCUACGGGAGCUCCGAAUGGGGGCAUGACCGUGUACUACAUCCAGCCUCAGAGCGGAGAGAGGGUUACUGCCUUCAGAAAGGGAUUCCGGAUGAUCGUCGGCAACCCAAUGCUCCGUACCAGGACCGUCGACCCCAACAGUGCACAAGGCCGUGCGCUCACCUUCCGCUGCUGGGGUGCACAGGGUGCGAACGACCCUCAAGCACAGUCUGCCCCUGGUACGGGGCCUUUGGACACCAUCGAGCUCCCUAAUAGGGCGUGUGCGGGUGGAAUUCGGAGCAACACGUUCUUCCCUUCCUGCUGGGACGGGGUGAACCUGGAUACGCCUGACCACAGCAGCCAUGUCGCCUAUCCCCUUGGAACGGUUCCAGCUGCAGGUCUCUUCUUCAAUCCGGGAGCAUGUCCGUCUACGCACCCUGUCAGGCUUCCUCUUCUCUUCAUGGAGACCGUCUGGGACACACGGCCGUUCAACAGCAUGUGGCCCACCGAUGGCAGCCAGCCUUUCGUAUUUAGCAUGGGUGACCCGACCGGAUACGGACAUCAUGGCGACUACGUUUUCGGAUGGGAAGGCGACUCCCUUCAGCGCGCGAUGGAUACUUGCACUGACAUCGGGGGUAACCCGCCGAGCUGCCGCGCUCUGACUGUGCUCUCCGACGCCGACAUCAACCGCUGCACGCAGAGCGUCCAGGUUAACGAGAGGACGACCGGAUACCUUCCUGCUCUUCCGGGAUGCAACCCCAUCCAGCCAGGACCGGCGCAAGCUACGAUGCCCGCAAGCUGCGACGCUGUUUCGACCACAGGCGGCAUUGGCGGAUCAGUUCCGACGCCGCCUCCCGCGCCUGGUACAACCCAGGUGCCUCCUGCUCCAGGGACUACGCUAGCACCGCCACCACCGCCCCCUGCACCAACCCAACCACCUGCACCUCAGGCGCCUGCUGUGCCCAAGUGGGGUCAGUGCGGAGGCAUUGGGUGGACUGGAGGAACGACUUGCGUCGCUGGAAGCACUUGUCAGAGGCAGAACGAUUGGUAA